CGGUGAAAAACUAGUGUCCCGCUCCGACGACCGAAACACACGCGUGAGCGUGGCCCAGUCGCCCCGAAGGUUUCCAGGAAGGGAGAGGGGAACGAAGACCCUGCCCUGAGGCCCUGAGGCCUUAGUCUGCUCGUGCCACAUUUUCCUUUUGAUAUACACCUCCCUUGGCGCCAUCGGACGGCCACCAAUCCACCAUGUGCUCUUGUCCUGUCUAAUCCUAACAGAUUCACAGCUCUCGGGCUUCGAUUUAUUCACAGGCGGCUCGAGGCUCAAGCCAUUGGAGAGUGCAGGAAAGGAAGAGGAGCCAAGAAAGGAAGGAGCGCUCAAGAGGUUGAGACUGGCAAGGAGAGGAGAAGCUAGGAAAGGAAGCGGAGCAGGUUAGAGAGGAACGGAUUAGGAGAAGGGAAGGCAAGAAGUUUAGGGGAGGAGGAAGAUUACUUGUGUUGUGUUCCUCUACCAAUUUCUUCUGAGACUUUCUGCGUUUGGACGAAAGGAAGGGAAGCGGGAGGGCAGAGAUGGUGGUGCAGAAGCAGAGGAGGCCAGGAGAGGUGUUCUGGCCGAAGGUCGUGCUGAAGAAGUGGCUCAACCUCCGGAGCAAGGACUUGGAGUUCGGCGCCGACGAGGACGACGACGGCAGCGACAUUGACGACGAAGGAAACUGCGGCUGCGACGACGGUGGCGAGGCGCCGCGGCGAGCGGGCGCCGAUGCCGGCGGCGAGAUCACCGAUGAGAACCUGGAGAGUGCGCCGUACAAGCUGCGGAGGCGGAACUCGGAGACGCUGCGCGCGCAGUACAUCAACACCAAAGAGCUGAGGGUCUGCGUCGGCACCUGGAACGCCGGCGGCAAGGCCCCGCCGGACGACCUCUACAUCGCUGAGUGGCUCGGCACUGGCGGCGAGGGCGAGCCCGCCGACAUCUACGUGCUCGGGUUCCAAGAAGUAGUGCCGCUGAACGCCGGCAACGUGUUCGGCGCGGAGGACGGACGGCCGGCGCUGGCGUGGGAGUCUCUGAUCCGCGGCGCGCUCAGGCGGGCACAGCCGUCGAAGCCCAAGGUCAGAUGCUACAGCCACCCUGCCUCGCCGUCACGGUUCGACCCGUCGGCCGCUGCCGAACGCCUUCCCGGCGCAGACACGGAGACUGACACUGAUGACGACGUGCCCUUUAGCUUCCCGGUGCUGCCCGAGCAGUACGUCGUCUCCACGCCGAGGAAGAUGAGCAGACUCAACCAUUUCAGCCUCAUGGACGACUCGGAGCACAACCACGACGAGCUUGCCGAGCUUGAUCAGCAGCAACCGAGUGCUCAGCAACGGACGCUUCUGAGGACGCUGAGCAGGGCGGAAAGGGUCGGGUUGGUCUGGCCAGAGCAGCCGCUGGACCUGCUGGCCGCGUGCGCCCUGACCACCGCGCCGUCGCUAUCGUCGGCGUCGUUCAAGGCGUCGAAAUCGUUCAGGGCCUACAAGUCGCUCAGGGGGUCGUCCCGGGUCGCCGAUGUGCCGGCGGACGACCUGGCCAUGAUCCCCGACCUUGAUCUCGACCUCGACGGCGCGUUGCGCAAGAAGAGCCGGUCACCGUUCGUGAGAAUCGUGAGCAAGCAGAUGGUGGGGAUCUUCCUUACGAUCUGGGUGAGGAGGGGCCUGAGGAAGUGCAUCCAGAACCUCAAGGUCUCCACCGUCGGCGUCGGCGCCAUGGGAUACAUCGGCAACAAGGGAUCGGUGUCAGUGAGCAUGUCGAUAUACCAGACCAUGUUCUGCUUCGUUUGUACCCACCUCACCGCCGGCGAGAGGCCCGGCGACGUCCAAAAACGGAACGCCGACGUGCAGGAGAUCCACCGGAGGACGCGUUUCGCCGCCCCGGGUGACCUGCAGCUGCCCAGAGACAUCUACGACCAUGAGAGGAUUUUCUGGCUCGGUGAUCUGAACUACCGCCUCAACGUGUCGUACGAGAGAGCGCACGAGCUGAUCUCCACAUGUGAUUGGUCUCAGUUAGCCGAGACGGAUCAGCUGAAGCGCGAGCUGAAGAAAGGCCGGGCGUUCGACGGGUGGACCGAAGGCAUCCUCGAGUUCGCGCCUACCUACAAGUACGAGGUAAACUCGAAGAAGUACGUUGGCGACGACCAGAAAGGCGGCCGACGAACUCCGGCGUGGUGCGACCGGAUCCUGUCGUUCGGGAAAGGCGUGAGGCUGCUGAGCUACCGGAGGUCGGAGCUGACGCUGUCGGACCACCGGCCGGUGACGGCCACCUACGCGGCGGAGGUGGAGGUGUUCUGCAGCCGGAAGCUGCAGAAAGCGCUGACGCUGACGGAUGCCGAGGUGGAGGGCGGCCAGGUCGUGCCGGACCUCGAUUUUUAGCGGGGGCUCGGCACUGGCCACGCCAUGGCAACUGAACACGCCGGAUUGCUGCCGUCAGUUUGCUGCAGAGAGUUCAGAGCUGAAGGCUAAUCCACGGCGCCGCAUAAUCUUCGUGCUGUCGUGCAAGAUAACCAGGAGAGCAUUGCGUGUUUUUUUUUAUUUCGUUUUCUGGAGCGAAAUGGGUUUGUGUAAAUAUGGUAUGAGUAGCUAUGGGCUUCUGAAUCCUUUGGUAUCCCCAUUUGAUCGUAACGGAAGCGUGUGCCUAUCAGUCAUCUUUGAUAGAAUCCUGUUCAAAUGCAUAAGCGUGUCUCCAUGUGUGCGCUUUUCUU
This is a messenger RNA of Phragmites australis (common reed), 2677 nucleotides long. Its product is annotated as type IV inositol polyphosphate 5-phosphatase 3-like. Gene Ontology annotation, molecular function: inositol-polyphosphate 5-phosphatase activity; phosphatidylinositol-4,5-bisphosphate 5-phosphatase activity; phosphatidylinositol-3,4,5-trisphosphate 5-phosphatase activity. Gene Ontology annotation, biological process: phosphatidylinositol dephosphorylation. NCBI's taxonomy places the organism in Eukaryota, Viridiplantae, Streptophyta, Magnoliopsida, Poales, Poaceae. The record is from RefSeq and is a predicted model, not a curated record. The coding region runs from base 516 to 2348 and encodes 610 amino acids. The transcript has 10 exons.